Molecule: messenger RNA, 429 nt
Organism: Aspergillus melleus
Lineage: Eukaryota; Fungi; Ascomycota; Eurotiomycetes; Eurotiales; Aspergillaceae
Product: interferon alpha-inducible IFI6/IFI27 family protein
Exons: 3
Coding region: 1-429 (142 amino acids)
Cellular component (GO): membrane
Source: RefSeq, a predicted model, not a curated record
AUGGCUCAAACAGCCGCCAACGAGACCGCAAAGAUAGCCAUGGAAUAUGUCCAGGCUGCUUUGAAGACCUUAGCUCAGGUCGCGAAAUGGCCCCUGGAGAGCCUCUUCUUGGUGAGAACAACUGCACUUUGGCUCGUUUUCAUUGCUUUCCGGGGUUCCAUCAUCAAACUGGUCCUCUCGGCACUCGGAUUCGGUGCUGGUGGUGUGCAGGCUUUAUCCCUUGCCGCGUCACUACACAGUAGGAUUGGCAACGUUGUCGCCGGCAGCAUAUUCUCUACACUGCAAAGCGCUGGCGCUGGUGGGGCUGGAUUUGCUAUUCUGAAUGGAUCGAUGCAGUCCUGCGCUGCGGUAUUUGGCAUUGUGAAGGCCUUGUGCUCGUUCACUGCCAAAGGCCAUUUCUAUAAGCUUCGGAAACAUUGGAUUUCAUAG